CAAAUGGCUCAGUUGUUUAUUUGUUAUUUAUAGAUAAAUCACGACCGCCACAAGGUACUUUGUUUGCACAGAUAAAUCAGUUGGCCCUUACAAUCCGGCUGAAAUGGAUCUCGUGAGCUUCGGGAGGAGUGGGCGCCAGGUGUUCGGUUACAGCGCAAAUCCCUCCCCUGCCUCCACACUCUGCGCAUUGUUUUAGCGCGCAUGUUCAUACAAGGGGCCGCACGCUGACUAUGUCAACUACUGACAGUCGCGGGGGUCGAGAGUGACCACUUUUCGUUCCCCGUUCCUUUGACCGGUGGCUGGUACACGUUGGCGUUGUCAGUUCCCCGCACGAACGAUGCCAAAGAUGGAAAAAGGGAGGCCCCCGGAAAACAAGCGAAGCAGGAAGCCCGCUCAUCCCGUCAAAAGAGAGGUCAGCCAGGAGAUGAAGAACUUUGCAGAGAGCACAAUGAAUGAAUUGCUGGGCUGGUACGGUUAUGAUAAAGUGGAGCUUCAGGACUCUGAGGCAUCUGACGUCAGAAGCAGAGUAAGACGUCACCAUGUGUCUGUGCUGAAAGAGAAUUCCGACCCAAAGCCCUGCGGAGGCGAGAAUAAGGGGAUGUCUGGAUCCUCCGCAUCAAAUGGAGGAAGAGAGUCCAUUUGCUUUCCCCUGUCUCCUUCAUCAUCCUCAUCCUCACCACGCUCAAAGGACAUGCACAGCACACGUGCUGUGGUGCCAAUCAUCAAACCAUCUGUAGUGGAGGAGCCGCAGAGUGUCCGUAUAGUGUGUGUGUGGUGCCAGCAGGAGGGCCUGAAGCGCUACUGUCUGGUCAUGGGAUCAGAACUCAAGAGCUUCUGCAGUGAGAAGUGCUUCGCCAUGUGCCGCCGGGCCUACUUCAAACGCAACAAGGCACGAGAAGAAGAUCGCCAUGCUGACCAGUCUCCUCCGCCUCCUGGUCAAACAGUAGAAAGCCCCCCUCGUCUCCUGCCAAAGACGAGUGGCGGCACUCGAGUAUGUGACUGGUGCAAGCAUGUUCGUCACACCAAGUACCUGGACUUCGGUGCAGGUGAAGAGAGGCUUCAGUUCUGCAGCACCAAGUGCCUUAACCAGUACAAGAUGGACAUAUUCUACCGGGAGGCGCGUGCUGCGCUCACUGCCACCGGCACCGGGUCCAGUCCCAGGCCGACGGAGCAGGACAGCGGCCCGGCACUGGCAGCUAGGGAUGGGCACGCUCUACUCACGCCAGAGUCAUGGGACAGCCCGGGUAAAGCUCUGUCCCCUAAAGCCUCUGCGAGCGUGCCGUCCACGGUGCCUGCCUUCUCUUCCUCCGCCUCGUCCUCGGGGAGGACGUCCGUAUCAGCUCAGCAGCCGAGGGAACGGGAGAGCUCGGGUCCUCCUCAGCUCCAGGCCGCGGGGCCUCCGGGGCCUCCUGCUGCCCCACCUCCCCCUGCCCCGGAGCAACCGCGGCUGGUCCAGAACUUCUCCCGGACACACUUUCACGCGCAGGCCGUUCAUAACCCUGCUCAGCCCCUGCCCUGCGAGCUGGGCACCAGCCCGGCACAGAGACCUGCGCACACGUCUCCGCAUGUCCACACGCCCUCUUCUCGCCCACUUCACCCACCUCACAUCUUACAGCCGUAUCCAGGGUCUGUCCUGCCCUGCCCCCCUGCUUAUCCUCACCCAAUACCACCACUCGUACCAUCUCUGGGUCUACCCUGUCCCCAGACCACCCUCCUGGUGCCAUACCCGAUUAUUGUUCCUCUACCUGUACCUGUGCCCAUACCCGUACCUAUACCCAUGAACUCAGGCGUUAUGGGUCACACAAGGGUCAUCCGGAACCACGGGGAGAAAGAGGAGAGGGACGCGUAUGCUUCUUCUGUCAUCACUGCAGACGUAGGCAGAGAGAAGUCGGAGGCUGAGAUCGCUGACCACAGCCUGGCCGGGCGUAGAGUCAAGACUGAAAGACCUCCUUCCCCUCCUGAACCCUGGUCACCUCCGUUCUCCCCCCAAACAUCCCAGAGGUCAUCCGCUUAUCCUGAGCUCCACAACGACUCUCUGGCACCCACAGCUCGGGCAGCGGGGCAGAGAGACGAAAGCACGGAGCGACAGGUCAUCCAGAGGGUCCUCCGAAGACUCCCCGUGAAGCAGGAAAGCGAAGCCGAGGUCAGGCUGGACUUCGCUGGGCACAGAGAGCAAGAAGAAGCCACUAGCCGGAGCCGUGCGACGCUAGACGAUGACGCAUCUGCACACCGGUCAGCAAUGCGUAACACAGACACCUUUCCAGCCCCCUCAGAGGAUGCCCUCUGCUCACCUCUCACACACACGUCGUCGCCGACACACACACUAACUCCUGUGCAGAGCACGCAUUCUUCCCUGGUCCUACGGAAAGCGCUCAACCACUGUGGCGGCAACACUGCAUCUGUGGUCACCCCUACAGCCUCCAUCUUGUUGAACCACACAGCUGCCGCGCCGAGCUCGGCUCGCUCCCGUUCGCUGUCUCCUACUCAGGCCUCUUCCAUGUCAUCAGACAGACUUGAUCCGUCCCCUGAACAUAGAACACACGCCAGUCAAAUUCCAGCCCUGCCCCAGGACUCAGAAGAUGUAAAAGAGAACCUUUCAGCAGGGCGGGACCUUGUCUUAAAAUGUCCCUGUCCAGGAGAGCAAACAGACUGCCAAACUGACCAAUCAGAGGAGAGCCGGGGCAGAGCGGUAGAAGGGGACGGUCUCACAGCUGAUGAAGAACACACGUACGCUCGUUCCAUUCCUCCGAAACUACGAGAGAAAAAUGCUCACGCCUUCACACACAAAACAGCGGCACACACCCUUUCUCAGUUAAUUACGCACACGUGGGACAAGAGCUCCCAUACGCAACCUCAGACUGUUGAGCAGGGCGGCGUGCACUUGGAUGCAGAGCCGGCGCUGAAGAGGAGAUGUCUGUGCAUCCGAGACGAGAACAAGUGAAGCACCGGAGUUUGUGGCGUGAACUGGCAUGUGUGCUGCAAGGGGGUGUCAAGCUAAAGGAAUGUCGGGCACAGAAGGAGACAUUUGGCCAAUCUGGGAAACCGACACGGCAGCCGCAUCCAGACUCCUGUCUCCGUCCUACUCCUGACUCUUACUAGGAUGGGAUUUCUGUAAACGUGUGGACACGAACGGAUUCUUGCUCUCAACCCUUUUUUGGCCAAAAAGAGAUUAAUUCAGACACAGAAAUCAACUGAAUAGGGUUAUUAUUAAAGUGCAGAAGGUUGGCUUUAAUUCAAUUACAUUUGCAUAUAUAAUACAUAUGCAUUUUCCAGAGGAUACAAUUAACAUAAUAUUAAAAUUAUAUUACAAUUUUGCUUGGAAGUCUCACUUGGCCAGUCAACAAUUCCUGCCCCUGAAACCCAUCCUAGUUGUCUUAAAUGUUUCAGCCCAUUGUCUCAUUUUAAGGUAAUGUGCCCUCACCAACAGGUUCUCCUAAAGGAGAUCAUUUACUCUGAGUCAAAGACAGGGUCCUUUUCCUCCACGACGUUCUCAUUCCGUUAAUCUUGGGUCACGCUGAUCUUCUGUUCGUCUGUGACUUUGUCACAGAACUAUAGAGGCAUUUGAAGUGCCUUCCGGCUUCCUCCAGUGGACUGGACGGUUGAUUUUAAUAGCCCUGUUGUUUUAUCUGGGCCUAUGAUGACUGUCAUUUGUCAGCCUUGGUAUUGCUUGUGUUACUGUCACUGACCACAGGUGCAGGUUGUAUGAAAGGACUAUGGUCCCAGUAUGGUUCCAGUACAGCUGUAAACACCCUUGAAUUAAAGCUGAGGUUCUAUACAUUAACUUCAUAGUCAGUAAUUUGACUACCAUAUCAAGUCACAAUUAUGAAUACUUUAACUACAUUCAUUAUAAUUAUUUUACUGGAACAUCUACUAGAUCACCACAAGUAGCAUCCCCUCUUUGCCAGUUCUGACACAUAACUGUGUCUUAAAAACUAAUACUAAGAUGAGAUCUUAUUUUGCAGUAGAUCAAUGUCAGAUUAGCAAAUUUGCAAUGUGCAGCCACUGGGAUUUGACGCGAUCCCAAGCCUAAAAUAACAAUCUCACAUAGUCUGUGGAUCCUGUGAUACAGGGCAAAACAGAAUUGAUCUUAAAUGUGAUGGACUGAUCACAAGUGGACUUAAAACACCUUUUAGCACUCCAGCAGACAAACCUUUGAGUGUAAGUAUUAUGAUUUACAAUGGAAACAUGACUGAAUUUCUAAAUGCUUGUACUACACUUGUUUUACCCCAUCACUGAUGUAUAAUAAUGUGUUUUGGUAACAUAAGCACUUAGCAAAGGCAAUGAUAACAAUAGCCGGUUGUCGUCAGCAGAACCUGUGAAGAGCUAAAAGAAAACGUUUAGAAAGGCUCCUAUGAAAUUAUUCUCUUUUCACAAAGUAAAAGACGUUUUACAUAUUUUCUCCCAGUGUUGGUCACAGGUCUGGCCCUAUCACAUUAGCUACCAAUGUACCAAUGUAUGAACAUACAAAGGAGGAAUGUAUCUUAGGAAGAAUGUAUCUUAGGAAGAGCGGUUCUUAGGAGUUGGUCCAGCUUUUUCUUGUUGCAUUUGUUACAUUUUAUUGUACUCUAAAACCUUCCCAGGCAGAGGCAAUUUAUACCUUUGUUCCCAAACUCUCUUGUAUGGAAAAGUGAGAAAUUCUAUUAAUGCACAACUCAUACAACCAUAUUCUUAAGUUAUGUUUGCAUUCCUAAAUUGUAUUUCUGAAGUCUAACUUUUAUUAAAAAAAGUGCUCCUCUACUUCAACUCCA
This is a messenger RNA of Electrophorus electricus (electric eel), 4748 nucleotides long. RefSeq names its product sine oculis binding protein homolog (Drosophila) b (gene sobpb). NCBI's taxonomy places the organism in Eukaryota, Metazoa, Chordata, Actinopteri, Gymnotiformes, Gymnotidae. Gene Ontology annotation, biological process: animal organ development. The record is from RefSeq and is a predicted model, not a curated record. Gene Ontology annotation, cellular component: nucleus.